Plasmodium malariae is the source of this 1989-nucleotide messenger RNA. RefSeq names its product U2 snRNP-associated SURP motif-containing protein, putative. The coding region runs from base 1 to 1989 and encodes 662 amino acids. The transcript is spliced from 9 exons. The record is from RefSeq and is a predicted model, not a curated record. Gene Ontology annotation, molecular function: RNA binding. NCBI's taxonomy places the organism in Eukaryota, Apicomplexa, Aconoidasida, Haemosporida, Plasmodiidae. Gene Ontology annotation, biological process: RNA processing. Gene Ontology annotation, cellular component: nucleus.
AUGUAUAUUCAUCUGAACAGAAACAAAAAGAGGAAAAAGGACAUUGAGGAAGAAAAAUUAAAUGAACAAGAAAAUGCAAAAAUUUACGCUGAAUUUGUUCGAUCAUUUGAGGGAAAUGCGCAUGAAAGAGGAAAUAAAUUUGUUAAAAGUGGAAAACUUUUGAACCCUUCAAGUUUUACAUAUGUAUCAACAGAGGAGGAAAAUAAGAAAAAAGGAAGGAGUAAAUUUACGAAGAGUGAUUAUUUUAAUGAAGAAAGAAAAAAAUUAGACGAAAAAUCAGAUAAUAAUAAGAGUAAUACGGGAAAAGUAAAGGAAAUAGAUAGUUUUUUAGAAGAAAUUAAAUUAAAACAAAAAAUUUUGGAUGAAAGGAAAAUUCUUAAAGAAAAAGCUCAACUAGCUAAGUCUGAAGAAGAAAAACUUAAAAUUAAUAAAAAAAUAAUAGAAAUAGAAAAAAAUGAAACGCUGUUUGCUUAUACUUCAAGGAAAGAACGGGUUGCGAAUCUGUACUUGGGAAAUUUGUCACCUGAGGUUACGGAGGAAUAUUUAUGUCAAAGAUUCGGGAAAUUUGGAAAAGUAAACAGUGUGAAAAUAAUGUACCCUCGUAAAGAUGAAGACAAAAAAAAGGCUAGAAUUUGCGGUUUUGUUUGCUUUGAAAAUAAAGAUGAUGCAGAAAAUGCAAAGGAUGCUUUGGACGGUGUAGAAAUGUUUGGAAAUGUUGUGAGGAUUGGUUGGAGUAAAGCUAUACCAAAAAUAUUAAAUAAUAAUAAAGCAGAAAUUAAUAAUUUUAAUUUUGAUAAAAAUAAUACUUGCAAUAUUAGUUCUAAUAAAAAAAUCGAAGUAUUAUUACCAGAAGAUAAAAAAUUGAAAAGAAUAAUUGAUUUGUUAGCUAAAUAUGUUACGGAAGAAGGAUACACAUUUGAAGAAACAAUAAAAAAAAAUGAAAAAGAGAACCCUUUAUUCGAUUUUCUUUUUAAUACCUCUGAUUUAUUCUAUUAUUAUAAAUGGAGAGUUUUUUCUUUUGCACAAGGAGAUAGUUACAAAAAUUGGAGAGUGGACCCUUUUCAAAUGUUCGAAAAUAGUUAUGUUUAUAUACCUCCUAAACUUAAUAAUACGAAGAAGAAUAUUUCCAAAAAACAGGAGAAAACGAGAAGUAAAAAGUGCGAAAUAGAUGAAAAGAAGAAAAAUAAGCUUAUUAACAUCAUAUAUAAUUUAAAUAAAAAGAGGGUAAGUAUAUGCCGUGCGAUGAUAUUUUGUACAAGGCACAGUGAUUUCAGUUUAGACAUUGUAAAAACAAUUUCUAGUUUUUUAACAGAUUUAAAAUAUGACAUGCUGAAAAAGAUAAAUUUAGUUUAUUUAUUAUCAGACAUAUUAUACAACUGCAGUAAUCAAUUUUACUCUUCAUGGUCUUAUAGAAAGCAUAUAGAAGAGGAGUUACCUCGCAUAUUUUUUUAUUUUAGAAAAAAUAUAAAAAAAUGUGAUAGUAAAAUAAAAGCAAAAAUAUUUACAGAUUCUAUUGUUAAUAUAUUUCAUAUGUGGGAUAUUUGGGCAAUUUACAAUACCUUUUUUAUGAAUGGGUUAAAAUGUUUAUUAUCAAAUAAAAAAUUAAAUUAUAUAAAAAAUGAAAUACAUGAAUCGGAUUAUGAUAAAGAUUUGGAUGGAACAAAAAUUGAAUUUUUUGAUGAAUUAAAAAGUUAUCCAUUAAAUUUAAGAAAAAAUGCAUUUUCUUACUUUAUGAAAGAUGAUAAUCAAUUAAAUCGAUUAUGUGAACAGAGAGGAUUAUAUUUCGAUGAGAGCUUUAGUAAAAAAAAGAAAAUUAAAUAUUUAUUAAUAUAUGAUGACUUUUGUAGUAAUGAUAUUAAUAUAAUAAAUAGGAAAAAUAACAUGAAUUUUAUAUUACAAAAUGAGAAUAAAAAGAUUUUCACGUUAGGCUUUGAAGAAAAUGAUACUGUCCUACACGCAGAGGAGAAGCAUGCAGUUAACGUGUUAUGA